CUAACCUUGAAAUUUAGAGGCACCCCGGCCGGCACGCUCAUUCACAUCCCUGACACCACCAUCUCGGCCUAUCUUGCCGUACCGCCCCUUGACGCCCCUCCUCACCCCAACACCGCUAUCCUCUUCCUCCCCGACGUCCUCGGCAUUUGGCGGAACAAUCAGCUCCUCGCCGACCGCUUCGCGAGCGCAGGCUACCUCGUCCUGCUCCCAGACCUCUACAACGGCGACCCAUUCAAGCUACACAAGCCCUUCGCCGUCAUCCAUCCUACCGACGACGCGCUCACCGACUGGGCCGCCCACGGCUCUGACGGCAACAACCCGCAUACCACCCAGCAGGUAGACCCCAUCGUCGCAGCCGCUGUCGGGUACCUCGGCUCGCAGCACGGCAUACAACGCGUCGGCGCUGUCGGCUACUGCUUCGGCGCCAAGUUUGUAGUGCGGUUCCUGGGCGGUGGCAGCACCACUGAUGCUUCCAAGAAGAUCGACGUCGGCUUCCUGGCCCACCCCAGCUACGUGACCGAGGAGGAGCUGUGGGCGUCGCGCGGCCAGCUGAGCAUCGCCGCCGCCGAGACGGACUUGAUCUUCACGGCUGAGAUGCGCCACCGCACCGAGGACAUCUUGCAAAAGAAGGGCGAAGUGUGGAGCAUUGCGCUGUACAGUCAGGUAGCCCACGGGUUUGCCGUUCGGGGAGAUCCGGAAAGCAAGACCGAUCGGUGGGCGGAGCACGAGGCGUUUGGGCAGGCAACGAGGUUCUUUGAGGCGUGGUUGUGA
Lasiosphaeria miniovina is the source of this 771-nucleotide messenger RNA. Its product is annotated as putative cytoplasm protein. Gene Ontology annotation, molecular function: hydrolase activity. The annotation marks the transcript as partial. The record is from RefSeq and is a predicted model, not a curated record. Lineage: Eukaryota; Fungi; Ascomycota; Sordariomycetes; Sordariales; Lasiosphaeriaceae. The transcript has a single exon.